GUCCGCCGCGCGCUCCCCUCCGCCUCCCAGAGCCGCCCACCAGGCAAAGGAGAGCCGCCGCUCGCGCCUGCUUGCAAACGCGCCUCGCAAGACGCAGGAGGCGGAGAGCCAGCGCGGGGCAUGCUUGGCGCGGGGCGCGCUCCUCUUGCUCGUCCCGAGACGCAACGGCUGCGAAGGGAGCCGGAGGGGCAGAGUCUGUCCCCGGGGCAAGAGUUUGGCUGCGGAAGCGCCUCGGUGGGGAAGUAGGGAGAAAAAGAAAGAAAGAAAGCCCCAAGGUCGCUGGUGCCUCUUGUUUCAAAGUGUUCAAAGAGAGAAGCGCCGAGUGGACAGAAGCGCUCCAAGGUCCCUGUUCUGUUACCCUGCUUUCCAUUCCUUCGCUUUUCACUUGGCUCUUCAAUAAGAGUUCCUGGAUUUACUGCCUAACUGGGGUAUAGUGAAAUGAAUAAAUUGGUGAAGAUGCUAAAGCAAACAUAUUUGGGGGCACUAUCCGUGGUGCUGAUUCUUUCUCUUGGGCUUCCGGAAACUACACUUGCGUGUCCUCAUCCAUGCGCCUGUUAUGUUCCCACUGAAGUUCACUGCACAUUUCGGUCCUUAGCAGCUGUGCCAACAAAAAUCUCUAAACAUGUGGAACGAAUCAAUUUGGGGUUUAACAGCAUACAGGCAAUAUCUGGAAACUCAUUUGCAGGUCUUGCAAAACUGGAACUGCUCAUGCUUCAUGGGAAUGACAUCCAAAACAUACCUAACGGAGCCUUAAAAGAUCUGACAUCACUACAGGUGUUCAAAAUAAGCUACAACAAGCUGCAGGUUAUAACUGGUCAAACCCUCCAAGGGCUUUCCAGCCUUAUGAGAUUGCACAUGGACCACAACCGAAUUGAAUUCAUCCACCCAAAUGCUUUUAAUGGAUUAACUUCCCUCAGACUUCUCCAUUUGGAAGGAAACUUGCUCCAACAGCUUCACCCCAACACGUUUUCUACAUUUCUGGUCCUUGAUUAUUUCAGGCUGUCGACAAUAAAGCACCUCUACUUGUCUGAAAAUGCCAUUAGAACACUGCCCAUGGGCAUUUUUCAAAAAAUGCCACUCCUAGAGAAUGUUUAUCUUCAUGGGAACCCCUGGUCUUGUGACUGCAGGUUGAAAUGGUUCCUUGAAUGGAAUCAGAAGUUUCCAGCUGUUUUAAAGUGUAAAAAAGACAAAGCCUAUGAAGAAGGCCAGCUUUGCCCUAAAUGCACCUUCCCUAAGCAAUUCCAGAAACAAGACAUUCAAAAUGUGAAAAAUGUUUCCUGCACAAAGCCUGUCAUACAGUCUCCGCUAAAACGGAGCAUUGGCCUCAAUGAGGAGGAGGAGGAGGAAGAAGAUGAUGUCUCUGAGUUUCCCAUGGAAGAAUUUCAGCUGUCUCCAUGGAACAUUACUCUGAACCUGACAGAUGAGCAUGGCAACAUAGUGAAUCUGAAGUGUGAAAUCAAGAAGCCAACAAACACCACCCAAAUUCAGUGGAGCCAGAACUCGCCUCAAGAAAUUGAAAUCAACGCAACCAUUUCCUUGGAUCUGGAAUGCCCAAUGAACCGCGAAAACUAUGAAAAAUUGUGGAAGCUUAUUGCUUAUUAUAGUGAAGUGCCUGUCAAGUUAGAAAGGGAGCAUGUGCUCAGCCAUGAACCCAAAUUAAGCUAUCAUUACAAGCAAGGUUCUGAUUAUGAUGCUCUUUACUACACAGGUGUCAAAGGGAGAAUCCUUGCUGAGCCUUCCUGGGUGAUGCAGCCACUGAUACAUAUCCAAUUGAACAGGCGCCAGAGCACAGGAAAAAAAGUAGUGCUCUCUUUUUCUACCCAAAUUUCUCAGACACUUCAGAUUCAAGAAAACAGACAGCAGAGAAGCAGCUGGGUUAUGAUAGAGCAAGACCUGCACACAAAGGCAGCUCAGAGUGUAGUGGAAGGUUCGGAUGCUCAGCUGAGUUGCAAUGUGAAGGCAUCAGAAAGUCCCUCCAUCGUGUGGAUGCUUCCAGAUGGGACUAAACUAAAAGCUCCAUCCAGAAUGGAAGACAGCAGGUUUUCUGUCCUCAGCAGCGGUCAGUUAGUCAUCAAAUCCGUGGCCUAUGCUGAUUCUGGUGUGUACCACUGUGUUGCUCAAGUGAGGAAUGAUGCAGACACAAUGGCCUACAGACUUCUGGUACAACCCCCAGUCACCCAGCCAGCUGACUCUGAGACGAUGAAAAUUGAAAAAAAUGUGGGGGAUUCCAUACUUCUGCCCUGCAGUGCGGUGGCUGUACCAGAUGCGCACAUAAGCUGGAUACUCCCAAGCAGCCAUGUCCUUCAUGAUUUAUCAAACUCAUCCAACAAGUACCUGUUAGACAAUGGCACCCUCUUAAUUCCACGCAGCCAUGUCAGUGACAGUGGGUACUACAGGUGUGUGGCUAUAAACCAACAAGGAUCAGAUCAAUUUGCUGUUAAAGUCACAGUAAAUAAAAUGGUCUCUGACAAAUCUUCAAAAAGGGUGAAACUAAAAAAACGCCUUGGUUCAAGAACCUCUGUAAAAGCAAAGGGGCGGGUCACAGAAGAUGAUGAGGGAUCAGGUGCUGAAGAGGCCGAUGAUACUCGGAGCAAAAAGAUCCACCUGAAGGACCAUGAAGUGCCCCUUAAAGAAAAGAAUGACAAUGUUCCUCAGGUUCAGGUUAAGAAGAACAAAAAAGGAAGGCACAAAAUGAAAUUAUGGAAAGGCAUGGACAGGACUGAAGAGAUCAAUGUUGCAGAGGGCCGUAGGGUAUUUGAAUCCCGAAGGAGAAUAAAUAUGGCCAACAAACAAAUUAAUCCGCAGCACUGGGCCAACAUUUUGGCAAAAGUCCGUGGGAAAAAUUUCCCUCGAACAACAAUGGUACCAGGCGCUUCCUUCAGGACUACAACAGAGACGCCAUCCAUGCACCAAACCACCAGCGCUCCUCCCAUUAUCAGCCCUCCACCAAACACUGCUGUGGAAGUCAAUGGAGAGGAGUCUUCUGCAGAUGCAAUGCAGCUAGGUGAGGCAGAAAUGUUCUCAGUCACAAUUCUUCCCACUGUCAACACACAGAAUAAUAACCAAGACCGCACACCAUCUAUAGCAAUGAGUACUGAGUCUUCCAUAGCAAGUGAAUUGUCAAACACGGGAGAAACACCUAUUGGAGGAGUUACUCUGAUCUCUCCAACUGUACAGACACAGGUGUGGGAUCAUAGUGAUUUGAGGAAAGAUGAUCCAUCAGGAGGACAAAAAGGCCUAGAUAGCUUCACCCAAGACCCUUCAAAUGAAGAAGUAAUGAGCAGUUUGCCUUAUCCAUUAUCCUCUGUGGAACUAUCACCUAAAUCACCUGUCCCUGCAAAAACUGAAGGUUCAGGAACAAAUUUACAGCAGAAAAGUAUGAAUAAGCUGCAUCAUGCUGUAAAACAUCCCACACAUUCUCAAACUGAAAACGAUAUUAAUUCAAUAGCCUCUACUACAAUUUUUGCUUCUGUGGCUACAGAAAGUGGUAGUAUAGAGCAUCAGCAAGGAAGAAUUUCUUCUGACCUUUUCAGGGGUUCUGAAGGUAUAAUACUUGAAAAAACAGAUGCUCAAAAACCCAAAGUCACUUUUACUGUAGAAAGUACCACUGCUCCACUUAACAAGAAAGGCCAAACAAUGACUGCUGCUGCCAGUAACAAAUCGACGACAAUGACCAUGAUUACAAGCAAAACAACUACCUCUAACUCACAGGUCAUCCAUCAUCCCAGAAGACGACCAUAUGGGAGAAGGAGAUUAAGACCAAAUAGGUUCAGAAGACCAAAACUUACCCCUCCUACUGCCUUCACCAUAGAAGAAACACCUUUUAUUAGAAAAAUAUCUAAAACGGAAGCUGCUACCCAAAGUUUGCAGAGUUCCAUUUUUAAAGGUCAUCCUAAAUCUGAUGCUGAAACACAACAUGGAAAUGAAUAUAAGCCUCUGGAAGGAAGUUCUCCAUUAGCUACAAGUACUGCUGCCUUAAGGAAGUCUACUGGGGCCCAAGACACAGAGGAAGCAUCAUUUCUUCAUCUUUCUACUUUGCAACCUAAAAUACCUGUAACUCUUUCCAAUGCUGCCAAGGACUGGAAAAGUCACAUGGUGACAACACCAACACCAGAUUCUCUAACUACAGCCCCUGGUAGAGAACCACACUUGUCUCACAGCUCAGGACAUAUGCUUACAACAUCUGCAGGCAAUGAAUUCAUCAAGGUCUUGGAAGGUAAUACUGUUUCAGCAAAUAACCAAGUUAGAAACACUCAUACAACAAACAUUUCAGUAUCUAUAGAAAGUGUCACUACACCAGUGUCACUUUCUGAGCUUAGUUUCUCAAAGAUUCCAGAAUUCAAAGAAGAAUCUUUUCUUACUAGCUCAUCAGCUUCAAGGAAUGAAGUUGACCUAAGAGUAGCUCAGUCAAGACCUUCCCAGGUACAGCAUUUGAGUACUGCUGAUGGCAUGGGGGAACACUUUAAGGAUCCUCCAACUAUAGAUGAACAGGAUACAUUUUCAGAUUCUCUAAAGAUAAGUACAGUGACAACAUCUCCUCAUCAAAGAGAAAUACUGACUUCAUCUCUCCAUGGUAUGGGUGAUCACAUUUUCACACCUGCAAAAACUAAACAAGUGAUCAGUCCUUGGCAUAAUAAAACACCAUCUUCAAGGCUCACAAAGGGAAGAAUUACUCAGUUGCAUGAUCAUCAUGAUCAGACUAAUGCAUAUAGAACUGAAAAAAACUAUCCCCCAGUAUUACCCAUUCCAUCCGCACCAUUAGCCACUACUCUUCCUCCAUCAAAGCCAAGCACUACAAAAGAAAAUGACACAUCUGGUCAACUAGCACUUCCAGACAUCAAAAGAUUCAGUCUCGGCCCACGACAGAAUGAACUUUCCACUUCCCAUUCAAACUACAACAGAAUAACAUCACAACAAAGGCAACCGAAAGAACCAUAUGGUGGUAGGAGAUACAAUACACUGAAUCCAAAUAUUCCCAACCAGCCAAUUGGAAUUAUACCCAUUUUUAAUCAGGCACCUGCUUUUGCACCUCCAAAACAGAUCCCUGCAAGAGGGACCAUGAGACCUCCAUAUCUCAUUGCACCAGGUCUGUACCACCAUUUUGUAACUCACCAGGCCCCCCUUCACUAUACCAAUAAGCCAGAAAUUACAGCUUACGCAGCACAUACCACACAGGACAGAAGAACCUCUUCUCCUCAUACAGAGACCUUUCCCACCACAACUGUUGCUCCAUUACACAGACCUAAGUUGCAGACCCCCAGCAGAUUUGGCAACCAGGGAGAAAACAGACUCAACAGUCACUCCAGAGUUUUUGCCAGUAACUACCUUCCUGACACCAGAGACAAGCCUGGAAGAACAAUAAAUCAAGCUGUACCCUAUCUUCCCAAUUCCAGAAUACCAUUCCUGUUGAACAGAACUAGGGCAUUCCAACAAUUGGGAGUAAACUCUAAACCUAUAGUGCCUAAUCCGCUUUACCCAAUUAGCACAACCGAGAAGAAAUUUGUCUCUCCAACCAGGGUGAUCACACAAAGCACUCCUCUAAGGGCUGCAGCUACCCCCAUGCCUCCAGUGCCCCUUGAUACUACGCUGCCAUCUGAGAGUACUACUCCUAGCAUUAAGCCACAAGGGACUUCCACAAUGCAGUCCUCCAGAAACAUCCACUACAAUAAUCCUAAUGUGCUAUUUGUGCCUAAAAUUGGAGGAGUGAAGGCACUUAAUUCCAGCAUGAUCCAGCCUUCAGCACAUUUCAAGAUACAAGGAGAGAGGCCUAAGAUUAUAACAAAAGGAUCUAACAGUCUAUCCAUCCUUGCUGAAUCAGAUGCUGUUAUCCCAUGUGAUGCCACGGGAGAACCCAAGCCUUUCCUAUCUUGGACAAAAGUAUCCACCGGAGCUGUCAUGACAGCCAAUACAAGGAUACAACGAUUUGAAGUCUUGAAAAACGGUACGUUCCUCAUUCGCAAUGUUCAGCUUCAGGACCGUGGACAGUAUUUGUGCACUGCUCAGAACCUGCAUGGUGUUGAUAAAAUGAUAGUCUCGGUGACCGUCUUAGCUCAGCAGCCCAAAAUGCUGGGUUUCCGCUUCAGAGAUGUGACUGUUUAUUUUGGAGAAAAAGUGAGCAUGGAGUGCCAAGCCAAUGGCGUUCCAAGUCCCCAUAUUUCUUGGAUUUUUCCCGACAGGAAAAUAUUACAAACUGUGAGCACUACAGAGGGAAGAGUGAUGCUGUAUGAAAAUCGAACCUUGUCCCUCAAGGAUACUAACUUCUCAGAUCGUGGAGUAUAUAAGUGUAUAGCCAGCAACGCUGCAGGAACCGACAGUCUUGCCGUGAGGCUUCACAUCGCUGCCUUGCCACCUAUUAUCCAGCAGGAGAAACAGGAAAACAUUACCCUCAGCGUGGGGCAGAACAUUAACAUUCAUUGUAGUGCCAAAGCAGCUCCUCUGCCUGGCAUCCGCUGGGUGCUUUUUGAUGGAACCCAGAUCCGCACUUCCCAGUUUGUCCGAGGCAAUCUGUUUGUUUUUCCAAAUGGAACUCUUUACAUACGUAAUGUCUCUCCCAAAGACAGCGGGAGCUACGAAUGCAUUGCAGCCAACAUGGUUGGUGCUGCCAGGAGAACCGUAUGGUUGCAUGUCAGAAAGCAGUCCACGAAUGCCAAGAUUACUGGGAGCUCUCCUCAGAGAACAGAUGUGACCUAUGGCAGCACCCUGAGACUGGACUGCAGCGCAUCUGGGGACCCCUGGCCACGGAUACUCUGGAGGCUGCCUUCAAAAAGAAUGGUGGAUUCUCUACAAAGUUUGGACAGCAGAAUCAAGGUAUUUGGCAAUGGAACUUUGGUUGUUCAUUCCAUCACUGAAAAGGAUGCAGGGGACUAUCUGUGUGUGGCCCGCAACAAGAUUGGAGAUGAUUAUGUGGUUCUUAAAGUGAAUGUGAUGAUGAAACCUGCCAAAAUCGAACACAAGAAUGAGAAUAACCGCAAGGUGAUGUAUGGAGGGGACCUGAAAGUUGACUGUGUAGCUACAGGUCUGCCAAACCCUGAGAUCUCCUGGGGCCUUCCAGAUGGCAGCAUGAUCAAUACUCUCAUGCUAGCAGAUGACAGUGGGAGCCGAACAAAGAGAUAUGUCGUAUUCAACAAUGGGACACUGUUCUUCAAUGACGUAGGGCUGAGAGAAGAGGGGGACUACACCUGCUAUGCUGAAAACCAGAUUGGUAAAGAUGAGAUGAAAGUGCGGGUCAAAGUAGUGGCCGAACCUGCAACAAUUAGGAAUAAAACCUACUUGGCUCUCAACAUCCCAUAUGGAGAUGUGGCAUCUGUAGGAUGUGAAGCAAAAGGAGAGCCCACACCCAAAGUGAUGUGGUUGUCUCCAAGCAACAGACCUAUCCCACUUUUGUCAGAUAAAUAUCAGGUGUACAGGGAUGGGACGCUUCUCAUACAGAAGGCCCAAAGAUCUGACAGUGGCAACUACACAUGUGUAGCCCGGAAUUCUGCUGGGGAAGACCGGAAAGUUGUCUGGAUCCAUGUCAAUGUUCAACCUCCAAAAAUAAAUGGGCACCCCAGUGCCAUCACCUCGGUGAGAGAAAUGGCCCUGAGAGACAGCCGGAAGCUCAUUGACUGUAAAGCUGAAGGCAUCCCAACUCCACGGGUCAUGUGGGCUUUCCCAGAAGGAGUGAUCCUGCCUGCUCCCUAUUAUGGGAACAGAAUUACUGUGCACCGCAAUGGCACACUAGACAUCCGAGGAGUGAGACAGACAGACUCAGUGCAGUUGGUGUGCAUUGGCAGGAAUGAAGGGGGAGAGGGCAGGCUGAUUGUGCAGCUGCAGGUCAUGGACCAUGUGGAAAAGCCAGCCUUUCGGGAUCCAGUCACUGAAAGGAUCACUGCGGCAGCAGGACACAGUAUCAAUCUGAACUGCUCAGUGCAUGGGACUCCUCAGCCUAGCACAGCCUGGAUCCUUCCCAAUGGCACCGAGCUGCAGAAGAGCAGCCAUUUGCACCGAUUCUACCACAAGAGGGAUGGAAUAUUACACAUCAGUGCCUUGUCUGCAGCAGAUGCUGGGACUUACCGCUGCACAGCCAGGAACCCAGGUGGUUAUGCAGAAAGGGUGGUCUUCCUCAAAGUGGGGUUGAAACCAGAAAUCAGCAAUCAGUAUAACAACUUAGUGAGCAUCAUCAACGGGGAGACCCUGCAGCUUCACUGCAUCACCCAGCCUAGCCAGCAAGCUCGCAUAACCUGGACUCUACCCAAUGGGAUGGUGUUAGAUGGUCCCCAGGCUGUUGGGCGAUUUUCCCUGUUAGAGAAUGGCUCUCUCACAGUGCGUGAAGCAUCCGUGUUUGACAGAGGUACUUACCUGUGCAAGGUCACGACCGAAUAUGGCUCUUCCCUUAUGAAUGUCCCAGUGAUUGUGAUAGCCUACCCACCCCGGAUCACAAGCGAACCAGCUCCCAUCAUUUACGCAAGGCCAGGCAAUACAGUGAAGCUGAACUGCAUGGCCAUUGGGAUCCCUAAAGCAGAAAUAACGUGGGAUCUCCCAGACAAAUCACAUCUGACAACAGGAGCUCAAUCCCGUCUGUAUGGAAACAAAUUCCUUCACCCUCAGGGCUCAUUAAUCAUCCAGCAGGCUACACAAAAGGAUGCAGGCUUCUAUAAAUGCACUGCUAAAAAUAUACUAGGCAGUGAUUCAAAAGCAACCUACAUACACAUAUUCUAAAGUUUU
Molecule: messenger RNA, 8703 nt
Organism: Lacerta agilis (Sand lizard)
Lineage: Eukaryota; Metazoa; Chordata; Lepidosauria; Squamata; Lacertidae
Gene: MXRA5
Product: matrix remodeling associated 5
Exons: 7
Coding region: 439-8697 (2752 amino acids)
Cellular component (GO): extracellular region
Molecular function (GO): protein binding
Source: RefSeq, a predicted model, not a curated record